Dothidotthia symphoricarpi CBS 119687 is the source of this 990-nucleotide messenger RNA. RefSeq lists its product as uncharacterized. Gene Ontology annotation, cellular component: mitochondrion. The transcript has 4 exons. Gene Ontology annotation, molecular function: acetylpyruvate hydrolase activity. The coding region runs from base 110 to 814 and encodes 234 amino acids. The record is from RefSeq and is a predicted model, not a curated record. NCBI's taxonomy places the organism in Eukaryota, Fungi, Ascomycota, Dothideomycetes, Pleosporales, Dothidotthiaceae.
CCUUUCCCACGACGGAACGUGUCGUGUGCUGGACGCGUUUUUGUUUUCUCCCUUCUAUUGUUAUUUCUUGGACUCGGAAUAUUACCUACUACGCAGAAAAAAGUGAGAUAUGGCGGGUGUUCAGGCUAUCCGCGCGAAUUGCCGCAAGAUCAUGUGCAUAGGCAGAAACUAUGCCGACCACGUAAAAGAGCUCAACAACAAAGCCCCCAAACAACCCUUCUUCUUCCUCAAGCCCCCCUCUUCCAUUUUACUUCCAGGAGCUGGCCCCGUCCUACGCCCUCGCGGGGUAAACCUGCACUAUGAGGUCGAGCUCGGUCUGAUCAUGGGCAAAACGGUGCGAGAUCUGGAUCCUGAGGACACAAAGGGAGCAUUAGAUGCUAUUGAAGGCUACGUUCUAGCAAUUGAUAUGACGGGCCGCAACGUGCAAGACGAAGCGAAAAAGAAGGGCCUCCCGUGGUCCAUAGCAAAAGGCUUCGACACCUUCCUCCCCAUCUCCAACCUGAUUGCAAAAUCCCGCAUCCCCAAUCCUCAAAACGCCCACCUCUGGCUCUCUGUGAACGGCGAGAUGAAACAGUCCGAUAACACCGAAUUGAUGCUCUUCCGAAUUCCAAGACAGUUGAGCGAUAUUAGCCGGGUAAUGACGCUCGAAAAGGGCGAUAUUGUGCUGACGGGUACACCAAAAGGUGUUGGAUCGGUUACAACCGGGGAUGUGAUGAAGGCGGGUUUGAAGGUCGAUGGAAAGGAUAUUGAGGAGGCGAAUCUGGAGGUGCCCGUUGAGGAUCGUGAGGGGUCUUAUGAGUUCCGCGAGACCUAGUCGAAUUGCUACCGAUAGACCGGCGAUGCGUGAUGCAAUCAAUCAAAUAACUUGUCCCUUUGCUUGCAUUUCAAGAAACGUUUGCAGGUCUGGAACGCCGGACGUUGGCCCAGGAAGUCCGAAUGGUCCGCUCGUGGUACUCGGUCCGGCAGCCGAUGGAUUGGGCGUGAAUGAAG